GAAAAUUACCACUCCCUACCCCUAGCCGCCACUCUCUCUUCUCCUUUUCUCUCCCACGCACGCACUCUCUCCUGUCUCCUCCCUCACGGCGGCAACAGCCACCAGGAAGCUCCCUCUCCUCCCAUGGCGUCCUCCCCUUCUCCCCCUCGUCUCCUCUCCCCAACCGAGGCCUAAGCUCCUCCACGCCAUGGUUGUGGGCUCCCAUGGCGAGCAGCUUUCCUUCCCAUGGCGCGACGCCGCUGCUCUCUUUUUUUCCCCAUCUCGCUGUGCUCUCUUGGGCGCCAGCAGCCAUGGCCGACCUCCACUUCCCGGGAGCAGGCGCUCAGCAGCCAUGGCAUGGGCUCCAUUUUUCCAGGGCCGCCAGAGCUCCUCCCAUGGCGCCCCUGCGACUUCCAUGGCCGCCAGCCCCCCUGCGAGCCCAAGUUUCUCCCUGGCGCCCAGCAGAAGCAGCCCUGGCCGAGCUCCUUGGGAGCACGCCUACGCCCCAGCUGGCUCCCCUUCCUCCUCCCCCUUCUUUCCCCAUGGCCGUCCAGCCCUGCACAGCAGCGCCCCUGCUCCAUUUUCUUUUCCCUCUGCUCCCUGUGCGGCAUGCUCUGCUCGCCGGCGAGUUCAUGUGCUCACGACACCUCUCCCUGCCUUCCCUCGGACCUGUGGGCACUAGCGCAGGCUCCCUUUUUUCCCACCGUCUCCCUCAGCCAGUAGCCGUCGACCUCCUCCCCCUGCUGUUCUUGCAGUCCAAGUUCUCCCCACGCAGACCUUCUUCUUCGGCAAGUCUGGCCGCUGCCAUCCCUCGGCACCGGGCUGGAGCACACGCCGAGCUCCUCCUCACGUGCUCCUCCACCGGUCUGCGUCCCCGCUCGAGCAGCAGCAGCGGCGACGCCCUCCGCUGCGUCGCGCUCGCCAGGACGGGCCACCCGCCGUCGAUCUCGCAGUCCCCGUCGCGAUGUCGUCAGUCCGCGCUAGCUAUCGGUGUCGCGCCACGUGCUCUGCCUAUGCAACGAAAUGCUAGCCGGUGGACAGCACAUGCGACUCACCGAUCCGGCCAGGACCGAGAGAUGAUGAUCGAGCCAGUGAUGUGGUGCCAACCACAAGAUGUCAUGGUGGACGACCUGAAGGAUGGACAUAACCAGUGGAUGCUCGCCAAGCGAGUACCCCCAGCAAACACUAUCUAAGUGUUAAAAUAAAG
This is a messenger RNA of Zea mays, 1186 nucleotides long. RefSeq lists its product as uncharacterized. The coding region runs from base 204 to 1172 and encodes 322 amino acids. The transcript has 3 exons. The record is from RefSeq and is a predicted model, not a curated record. NCBI's taxonomy places the organism in Eukaryota, Viridiplantae, Streptophyta, Magnoliopsida, Poales, Poaceae.